Messenger RNA from Phodopus roborovskii (desert hamster), 1074 nucleotides. RefSeq names its product NME/NM23 nucleoside diphosphate kinase 1 (gene Nme1). The coding region runs from base 173 to 976 and encodes 267 amino acids. Lineage: Eukaryota; Metazoa; Chordata; Mammalia; Rodentia; Cricetidae. Gene Ontology annotation, biological process: regulation of apoptotic process; CTP biosynthetic process; GTP biosynthetic process. The record is from RefSeq and is a predicted model, not a curated record. Gene Ontology annotation, molecular function: nucleoside diphosphate kinase activity. The transcript is spliced from 8 exons.
AUGACAUCCUCCUCACCGGAGGAAGCGGGGGCUGGCGGUGUUCCACCAAAAGGGCUCUCCUGAAUCAGAACUGUACGGAAAGGUUCCGUGCGAGCCGCUGCUCGGAGCCACGUGAGACCAGGGCGCGUUUCCGGUGCAGCCGGAGUGAGAGACCUGCCUUCCGAAGGGGACCAUGGCCAACAGUGAGCGCACCUUCAUUGCUAUCAAGCCUGAUGGGGUCCAGCGGGGGCUGGUGGGCGAGAUCAUCAAGCGUUUUGAACAGAAGGGAUUCCGCCUUGUUGGCCUGAAAUUUAUGCAGGCUUCAGAAGACCUUCUCAAGGAGCACUACAUUGACCUGAAGGACCGUCCCUUCUUUACUGGCCUCGUGAAAUACAUGCAUUCAGGACCAGUGGUUGCUAUGGUCUGGGAGGGAUUAAAUGUUGUGAAGACAGGCCGGGUGAUGCUUGGAGAAACCAACCCUGCAGACUCUAAACCUGGGACCAUUCGAGGAGACUUUUGCAUCCAAGUUGGCAGGACUAUGGCCAACCUCGAGCGUACCUUCAUUGCCAUCAAGCCAGAUGGCGUGCAGCGCGGCCUGGUGGGCGAGAUCAUCAAGCGCUUCGAGCAGAAGGGGUUCCGCCUGGUGGCCAUGAAGUUCCUUCGGGCUUCUGAAGAGCACCUGAAGCUGCACUACAUUGACCUCAAAGACCGUCCUUUCUUCCCGGGAUUGGUGAAGUACAUGAACUCGGGGCCUGUGGUGGCCAUGGUCUGGGAGGGGCUCAAUGUGGUAAAGACAGGUCGAAUGAUGCUGGGAGAGACCAAUCCAGCUGAUUCUAAGCCAGGCACCAUUCGAGGGGAUUUUUGCAUUCAGGUUGGCAGGAACAUCAUUCAUGGUAGUGAUUCAGUGCAAAGUGCAGAGAAAGAGAUCAAUCUAUGGUUUAAGCCUGAAGAACUGAUUGACUACAAGCCUUGUGCUCAUGACUGGGUAUAUGAGUAGAGGUGGAUAUCUGGGUCCUUUUCAGCAUUAUUGAUGGAUCCCUGAACACAGCUCUUCAUUCCAAAGAAUGAAUGGAUCAUCUUUUCUAAAACAACAAA